AAUAAUUGCAUCUAAACUUUUUUUAAGGUACAUAUAAGCCUUAAAAAUGGAAAAUUAGGGUUGGUACUUGGUAGCUUAUAAUUUCCUCGCUGCACCGCUCACACUGUGGGAACCUUCGCGAUUGAAAGAUUGUGCUUCGCUGUUGCCAUUUUCUCUCUACAGCUCCGGUGCAAUUACCAGAAGCAGCGAUGGUGAAGGGUCCCGGUCUGUACUCUGACAUCGGCAAAAAAGCCAGAGAUCUUCUCUACAGAGACUAUGUCGCUGACCACAAGUUUACAGUCACUACGUACACCUCCAACGGCGUGGCCAUUACUUCAUCUGGUGUUAAGAAAGGCGAGGUACUUAUUGCUGAUGUCAACACCCAGUUGAAGAAUAAAAACAUCACAACAGACAUUAAAGUGGACACCAAUUCCAAACUAUACACAACCUUAACCGUUGAUGAACCAGCACCAGGGCUGAAGACAAUCUUUAGUUUCAUUGCUCCUGAUCAGAAAUCUGGCAAGGUUGAGCUUCAGUACUUGCAUGAGUAUGCUGGAAUUAAUACAAGCGUUGGGCUAACUGCUAGUCCACUUGUCAAUUUCUCCGGUGUUGCUGGGACCAAUAACCUUGCUGUUGGGACUGAUGUGUCAUUUGACACAGCUAGUGGGAAUUUUGAAAAAAUCAACGCUGGAUUGAGUUUCUCUACCUCGGACUUGAUAACUUCUUUAACAUUGAAUGACAAGGGCGACAAGCUUACUGCUUCUUACUACCACACGGUACGCCCGUUGACAAACACAACCGUUGGCGCAGAGUUGGUUCACAUUUUCUCGAGCAAUGAAAAUUCUCUCACCAUUGGGACACAACAUGCAUUGGAUCCAUUGACCACAGUUAAGGCUAAGGUUAACAACAAUGGCAAGGUGCACGCUCUUAUUCAACACGCGUUUCGUCCAAAGUCACUUUUCACUAUUUCAGGUGAAGUGGACACUCGGGCAAUCGAGAAGAGUGCUAAAAUUGGGUUGGCUCUUGCUCUCAAGCCAUGAUUGGCGGUGACUUCAUUGCGGUAGGGUGUUAGGGGAAUGUUUGGGUGGUGAAUGUUUUGUUUUAAUGAGAAAAUAAGUCGGGUAGAGAACAUUUAUCCAAUUAGUACCUCUUCUGGAUUUCAACCAUAUUAACUGUGCGUGUGCAGUUUUUAUGGUUCUUACACAGGGGUACUGCAAAAAGUAAUAUUUUCAUCGACUGGUGGUUUUAUAAUCUUAUGCCAGUGACUUCCCAAUUUUUGUUGUUGGAUACAUUCGACAUUCCGAGUGUCAUCAAUUCUAUGUGAUUAACUUUCUAGUAUCUUCUUUUGUAGUGUUUUGUUAAGCGGUGUGUUUCCCAGUUUUCUAUUAAGUAUUAACUUUGCUUUUGACA
Molecule: messenger RNA, 1389 nt
Organism: Cuscuta epithymum
Lineage: Eukaryota; Viridiplantae; Streptophyta; Magnoliopsida; Solanales; Convolvulaceae
Source: the annotation of a GenBank genome assembly